Mangifera indica (mango) is the source of this 2510-nucleotide messenger RNA. Its product is annotated as MLO-like protein 11. The transcript has 15 exons. The record is from RefSeq and is a predicted model, not a curated record. Lineage: Eukaryota; Viridiplantae; Streptophyta; Magnoliopsida; Sapindales; Anacardiaceae. Gene Ontology annotation, biological process: defense response. Gene Ontology annotation, cellular component: membrane. The coding region runs from base 624 to 2291 and encodes 555 amino acids.
UGUAUGUGUGAACAAGUGGAAACAGAUCUCUGCAACUCUGCCUUGCCCCAGAAAUUAGUAUUUUUGUUUUUAAAAAAUGAACUUUGAGGCCCUUCCAGUGAAGAUUCACUGUGCUUUCAAUUUUUGUCUUUUUUAAUUAAAUAAUACAUAAAUUUAGAGAAACUCUCCAACAUGUUCUUCAAACAACCGUGCUCUGUUUUUGAAGCUAGAACCUUUCAUCUUUGAGUCUCAUUUCUGUCUUGUUCCAAGUUUCGAGACCAAGCUGAUGUGAGUUUAAAAGCUUCAAGCUUACAUAAGCGUGAGUUCAUGUUCGAGAAUUGUAGAAAAGAGCUGUCUUGAGGGAAGCACCAGAUGGCUGUUUAAUAUUUUGAAGACCAGAAGAGAAAGAGUGAAUAGUGGUAGUCAAUAGUGCACAGGUCGAAGUUAAUUUCCCAGAAGAUAGGUGAAGUCGUUUUAGCGCGUUUUCUCUUGCAGUCAACGCGUUUCAAAUUUCUUUCGGCGGUCAAGCUCACAUAUUUCAUUUUGAAAAGCUACCUUCCUUGCUUGGUUCUGUAUUAAAAGAGUGAAAUUUUUGGUGGGUUUAGAGGAAAAAUAGUGUUUUCUCUUAGUAGUGUUUGCUUAAAAUGGAAGAGGAUAAUAAAAACGAUAUGCGUUCAUUGGCUUUAACGCCAACAUGGUCUGUUGCUACGGUGCUGACCAUCUUUGUUGUUGUUUCUUUGCUUGUGGAGCGCUCAAUCCACCGCCUUAGCAAUUGGCUGCAGAAAACUAAUCGAAAGCCUUUACUUUCAGCUGUGGAGAAAAUGAAAGAAGAGAUGAUGCUGCUUGGAUUCAUUUCACUUCUUUUGGCGGCCAGUUCAAGCACAAUAGCAAAUAUCUGCAUUCCAUCAAAGUUUUAUGAUAGUCCAUUUGCUCCAUGCUUCAGGGCUGAGAUAGAUAAAGAAACUGAAGAUAUAUCUUUUGACGGCCGUAAACUGUUGAUGAGUUUUCUUUUUCCUCAUCCAUUUCGGAGAAUUUUGAAUGGGUUAAAUCAGAACACCUGCAAAGAGGGGCACGAGCCAUUUGUUUCAUAUGAAGGUCUUGAGCAAUUGCACCGCUUCAUCUUCGUCAUGGCAGUCACACAUGUAUCUUACAGCUGCUUAACUAUGUUGUUGGCAAUUGUGAAGAUUCACAGUUGGAAAGUUUUUGAGGAAGAGGCUCAUAUGGAUCAGCAUGAUUGUUUAAAUGAAAUCAGAGAUUUGACAUUGCGUAGGCAAACAGCCUUUGUCAGAUAUCAUACAUCAAAUCCUUUUGUCAGGAAUGGUUUACUUAUCUGGGUGACCUGCUUCUUCCGGCAAUUGGGGCGUUCAGUGGUUCGUGCUGAUUACCUUACUCUUCGCAAGGGCUUCAUUAUGAAUCACAACCUCAGUCCAAAAUAUGAUUUUCACAGCUAUAUGAUUCGCUCUAUGGAAGAAGAAUUUCAAAGGAUAGUUGGUGUGAGCGCCCCCCUGUGGGGUUUUGUUGUUGCUUUCAUGCUGCUCAAUGUUAAAGGGUCUAAUCUCUAUUUUUGGAUUGCCAUCACUCCUAUCACUCUUGUUCUCCUUGUGGGCACAAAGCUGCAGCAUGUUAUUGCGACCUUGGCAUUGGAGAAUGCUGGCAUAACCGGAUUCUUUCCCAGAGCAAAGCUGAAACCAAGAGAUGAACUUUUCUGGUUCAACAAGCCAGAACUAUUGUUGUCCUUGAUUCAUUUCAUUCUCUUCCAGAAUGCAUUUGAGCUGGCUUCAUUUUUCUGGUUUUGGUGGCAGUUUGGCUAUAAUUCAUGCUUUAUUCAGGACCAUUUGUUGGUCUACUCACGGCUUAUUUUGGGACUUGCGGGGCAGUUCUUCUGCAGCUACAGCACCCUGCCUCUCUAUGCAUUGGUUACACAGAUGGGAACAAACUACAAGGCGGCAUUGAUUCCGCAGAGAAUCAGGGAGACAAUUCAUGGAUGGAAGAAUUCAGCUAGGAGGAAGCGAAGGCAGAGUCUUUUCCUCGAUGAUUCAACUAUACAUACUGACAGAAGCACAGUAAUGUCGUUAGAGGAAUGCGAUCAUCAAUUGAUCGAUAUACCUGAAACUGCCAAUGGGACCGGGAUUGAAAUUGAGUUACAACCACACAACGAUUCUGCAAUGCCCCCAGUUGCAAAUGAGACAUCAAACAGAAUGAGCACACCUCUCCUUCGACCCUCCGCAUCUAUUUCUUCAACAAACACACCUCCAGAUUUUCUAACCAAAGGUAUUUCAAGAUCAUACUCCAUGCCUACUAGAAGAGAAUGAUACAAUAUUUGUGUUCUUAAGCUUUAAACUCAACCGGGAAAGCAGCAGGCAUAGAGAAAGUAAAAAGAUUGAAAUAGCUUAUUCUAAUGCACUCAACAAUUUUCCUCUCUCCCGCUUUCCCUUAGAAUACUCAUAGGAUGUAAGCUGUAAGUACAAUCUUGCAAAUACUGAAUUGUAACAUGUAGUGUUAAUUAUAUAGAUUCUUAGAUUUGUUUAUCA